Trifolium pratense (red clover) is the source of this 2166-nucleotide messenger RNA. Its product is annotated as protein FORGETTER 1-like. The coding region runs from base 949 to 1494 and encodes 181 amino acids. Gene Ontology annotation, molecular function: chromatin DNA binding; histone binding. The transcript is spliced from 6 exons. Gene Ontology annotation, cellular component: nucleus. Gene Ontology annotation, biological process: regulation of DNA-templated transcription. The record is from RefSeq and is a predicted model, not a curated record. NCBI's taxonomy places the organism in Eukaryota, Viridiplantae, Streptophyta, Magnoliopsida, Fabales, Fabaceae.
UUUUCAUUAAUUUAAUUUCCUUUUCCCCAAAUUUCUCUCUCUCUCUCUCUAACCGUUUUCGAUUCCACCAACAUUGCGCUCGCUCUCCAUCGUCAUUCGUCACCGCCGUCGCCGAUUGCUCUCCGUUGUCACCGCCGUCGCCGAUUACUCUCCGUUGUCGCCGUUGUCGUCUCUCAUCUCACCACCGUUGUGAAUCGUGCACCACCGUUGUGGCUCAUCUCACCGGAUUUAAAAGUGUUCUCGAUCUAAUCUAGCUUUCGAUCUACACUGUAUCAUCAUCAAGCUCUCAAAUCUCACAUUGACGUUCUCAUUCUUCCUUUCUCCAUAGCUUUCGUGGUAAAUCUCACUGGUAUUGACGUUCUCAUUCUUCCUUUCUCGUACUUUUGAUUCACAAAAUUGGAUAAAUUUGCCCAAUUCUGAACCCUAAUUUCAGAUUAUCAUUUUUAACUUGAUACUUUUCUUUGAUUGAACAUGUUUUUGGUACUUUCUUAGCUUGAACUCUUUUAAUUUUCGGAUUUCUAUUUCCAAUUUGCUUAAUAUCGUGCUUUUUUAUUCCAUUCAGGUUUGGGAAAUUGUCAGUAUUACUGUAUUACUUUAUUUUGUUCUUGGUUGUUGAUCAUUGUUAGGAGAAUCAUACGACGAAGAUAUGGCGGAGACAACUUAUGUUGAAGAGAUAACCUAGCUAAGGUUGCAACCAUAAAAUAAACUUGUGCUUUAAUUUUCAUUUAAUUUUUCAAUUGUGCUCUAAUAGUUUUGUAGUUUUUCUAAUUGUGCAAUAAAUUAUUUUCUAGCAUUUGAAAUAACUUGUAACAUGACAUGGUAUUGAAGCUUGCACUUCAGCUUGGGUCAUCUAUCAUAUCUAAUAAACAUACUACUAGAAUAUUAGAAUACAUUUAGUUUAGAUUAUGUGAAGCAUGCCAUAGUUCACAUUGCAUAAUUUUUGUUUCUAUGCCAUAUUUCACUCUUCUCAACCGGAUUUUGGGAAUAGCUCCUGAGACUCAGAAUAGGCUAUUUGAGUUAUUUGUGAAUAUCUUGGAUCUUCUUGUUCAAAAAGCUCGGAUUGAAGGUAACCUUGACACAGACAUUAUUGACUUGAAAGCUAAUGUCAUUAAACUGAAAAGGACUCCAAAAAAUGUCUAUGUUGAUCAAAUGAACGGGGCUUCAACUGUUCUGUACACAUUCAUCUUGGAUCGUGGGGUUUCAUGGGAGUUGGAAAAUACCAUGCUGAAUGAGAAGCAGAAAGCUAGAUUUGGCUCAUAUGGUGAUGGCUUCUACAAGUCCAAGAGGGAAUGGUUGGGAAAACGUCAUGUAAUUUUAGCAUUUCAAAGUUCUGCUCCGGCUAUGUAUAAGAUAGUUCGUCCCACUACCAGAGAAUCACCUCGGGAUAUGCAUCUGACAGAAUUAACUAGAAAAUAUUCAAAAGUUUCAUCUUUAGAGGCGGCCAAUUUACUAAGUUUGUAUAUAUUUAGUGUAGUUUUAAAAUGUUAUCUUUGACAUAGUUGUUAAUAGUUUUUAAUUUGAGAAAAUAAGAAUUAUCUAGUUAGAUACUUUUGUUGUGUUAUUUUUAGAGAUGUGGGAACUGUGGCAUCACCUAAUAAUUCCUUGCAUAUGACUUAUCUUGUGUUUUUGAUUUUGCAAUUACUCUAACCAUAGAUAAGAUGAGAGCAGUGAAAUUAUUCAUGCAAGUCAUACUAUUAGAAAAAACUGAACUAAUAAUAAAACAAGCAUAAGGUUCCUUUGCAAAUCUAAUUAUGCUAGUCCUAGAUAUUAGAAAUUGGUCAGGAUUGAAUAAGGGCAAAUGGGAUAAGAUUCCACUUUUACACUCUCUUAUUAAUCGAAAUAGGUCCUUAAUUAAGAUGGUUGAUUAUGUUUCUCUUAUUGGUAAUUUACCCUUAAUCGAAAUUGGUCAUGAUUGAAUAGGGGCAUGAAUUCUGAGUAAAUAUGUGGUUUUAGGUUCUAUUGUGUGACUGAAUUAUGGUAUGUUUAUUAAUGCUGGGUUGAAAGAAUAUUUAAACUUUAUAUUCAGUUCAUGGUAGGUGCUCUGCAUUUCAUUUCAUUUAUUUCAUCUGCUGCUUCGAUGUAUUUUGAUUUGUAAUCAAUGAAAUCAAAGUGCUGUUUAUUUGAUUUUUUUUUUAAUACUAACUUUUACUUGUAAUGUUCAUCGUG